AUGAACAACACUAAAAGGAGCAGUAAUGAGAGCGGUGGUGCUACACGGAAGAACAGCGAGACGCGGAGCGGUUCUUCUGCGAGCAACACGAGUGGUAAUGGUUCUGGUGAAACCAGUGGUGCUAUAGGUCACCCUAGCGACACGUAUAUUUCGCCUGAGCUGAGUAAACUAAUACCUGGGCUGAGGUUAUAUGAGCAAUUGGUAGAAGAAGAGAAAAAGAUAGAUACUGUUAUUAAGCGGAGGAAGCUUACUAUGAAUCAGACCAUACAACGCAUAAGAAGCAACCUGAUACCAUUUCGAGAGGCAUAUAACCUGAAUGGGGUCAAGCAGACCACAUAUCUGCGGGUAUUCAUAAGCAGUGUGUCUGAGAACCAGCUGUGGCAGAAUCCCGAUGCAAAGCUGGAAGACGGUGGGUGGACCAUGCGGAUUGAAGGUAGACUUGUGGAUUCAAAACAAGGAGGAAGUGCUACACGAGACAAGUUUAGUAGUUUUAUAGAUGGAAUCAGAGUUGAGUUUAAGAAACCAAAGAAAGACGAGCAAAACAGUGCAAAUAAGGACGAUGACAACAACAACAGCACAGCCGGAAACAAUAACGAUAACGAUAUUGAAUCGAACGAAAGCAGUGCUGAAGGAUUCACUCGUGAACCAUCAGAAUCCGCACCGCAAUUCUUUGCUGACCAAACUCCAAAUCCUCUUGGCACAGACAUAUCAAACCCACCUACUGUAACAGACAUGGGAUCCGCAAGUGAAAUAACAACGCCCUAUGAAAGUAACAAGCUGGAAAAGGAAGAUCAAAUACAGGAAAUUGUUGAGUGGAAAGCUGACCCAAAGAAACCAGUAGAGUUUGACGGGUUUGAUAUCAAGAGGAAUGGUAAUACGAAUCUUGAUGCAGUUGUGACGAUAUACCCAAAGGCAGUCGAAUCAAACAGAUACAGCUAUUCACCUGCAUUAGCCUCUUUGGUUGGACUGAGCCACGGUUCAAAGAGCGAUGCCAUUUUUUCCUUGUAUAAGUAUAUCAACGCAAACAAUUUGCUGGUCUCUAGAGAAUAUUCGAGGAACACAUCUCUAGCGGCAACAAUAGUCUCCAGCAGAAGAGCUCAAAACGUAAAGAACGUAGUUAAGCUCGAUGAGCCGUUAAUGAAAUUGCUCUCUCGUCAUAAUAGCUAUAGCUCACUGGAGAGUACACCCGCAACAGUGAAACUCACAGACAUUCCAUCUAUAGUAGAGCGUAAUUUAGAACAGACGAAACCGGUACGCCUGAAUUACACAGUGAGAGUGGACAAGGCAUCCACUUAUGGUGAAGUUGUAUUUGACAUGGAGGUUCCAACAAAGGAGGCCUUGCUACAAUCAAUAUCCAUGAAGGGCCAAAAAAGACCACUAAUAACAGACAACUUGGCUGAAGAAUCACAGGCGAUACUCAGAGACUACGAAGCACACAUCACCAAGACUGCAGUGAAGAAUGCUGAACUUGACAAAAAGCUUGCAAUACUACAUGCGCAACUAAACUCUACCAAAAUGAAACACCAAUUUUACAAGAAAUUCGCAGAAGAUCCUGCAAAUGCGCUAAAAGAAUACAUCGAGUCCACAUCGGGUGCUUUGAAAGUACUUUCCGGUGAUGAAGGAUUCUUGGAAGACACCGUGAGAAGAUCACAAUUUUACAAAGAAAACGAACAGAUACUAGAGGAAAACAUCUCUGUGCUGUUCAAACAUGAACGUAUAUGA
Nakaseomyces glabratus is the source of this 1722-nucleotide messenger RNA. RefSeq names its product Snf12p (gene SNF12). Gene Ontology annotation, biological process: regulation of transcription by RNA polymerase II. Gene Ontology annotation, cellular component: SWI/SNF complex; nucleus. The record is from RefSeq and is a predicted model, not a curated record. NCBI's taxonomy places the organism in Eukaryota, Fungi, Ascomycota, Saccharomycetes, Saccharomycetales, Saccharomycetaceae.